AGCCUAGCUGAGGAGAUGUUCAAACCUUUGGGUUCCUUGCUUCAGCGUUUGUUGGAUCUGCAGGUCUCCUGGUGUUGGCCGGUGUCGCUUCCACGGGGACGUGUGCUCUCCGGGGCACUUUUUGCUGUUCAUGAAAUUUUCACUGGAAGACAAAGAAGAAGAGGAGCAUAAUGAGAGUGCAAAGGAUGGUAAUUAUAAUGCAGUUCUGGAAAGGGAAGGAGUGUGUACUGUAUUACUGAGGGCAUGCAUGUUAUUGUGUGUCAGAAGGAGGAUGAUAAUUAUGUUGAUGAACAGUUACAUUCAUAUUGUAAGAUUUACAGCACAAUAAAAUGGAUGCUAAGAAAAACAGCAGAUGGAGAAGCGACCAUAUAAACACAUAUACACCAUGACUCAUACCCUCCGAUUUUAUAUCUAUGAAAUCGGAUCAGAAUAUAAAUGGAAUUGUACAUGAAUAUCUUUUUUUUUUUUUCUGAAUUCACUUACAUUCAGUAAACCUUGUGUUCAGGGUUCUCUGACUCACAACCAUGACUGCACUCAGCAGCCUCCACCCUCCACACUGUGGCUGAGAGCGUGUCACAACAGCAGUUUCAGGCCUGAGUCUCACAGUGUGUGUUCGAAAAAAAGAAAGAAAGAAAGAGAGGGAAACUUCAGUUACACCUUCUAAAGAAAAAGACGUUUCCUUCGAAGAGACACCUCUGUUUUUAUGCUUGUCAAGUAAUUAUCUACAGCAGCCAAAAUAGCAGCCAAAAAUAGAAUAAGGUUUGAGAAAAAGAGAGAAAGGGAGUCGUUUAAAGGUAUAUAUUUAAUCAGAAGCUUGGUUUGGAGGGAUCUGGGUUUUGGUUCUGGUUUGGAUCAGAUCUUGACUGCAGUUUUACAGUGUGACUAGAUGGAGAUAUAGAUCAGCAAAGCGUUACAACCACACUAGUCAUGAUGACUCACAUACACAUAUCACACUCUCACACGCAUACACAGAUGUUCUUAUCUGCUCCUAUCAAAGCAUCAAAUAUAAAAUAAAAAUCUAUUUCAUUAGUUUAUGUUCUGUUGAACAUAUCCAUGUCUCUGUUGCUAUGUGCAUCUGUUUGUGCAUUACAGUGUGUGUGUCCAGUCUGGUCAUAUUUGUGCAAUGAAGUUGUACUACUUAUGUGUGCAUGUGUGUUUGUGUGGCUGUGUGUGUGGGGGGUUAUGUUUUUAGAUGAUAUUCAAACACUGUUCACUAGAAUAGAACAAGUUCUUCUUGUUAAUCUCUGAUUAUAAAUAUAUAUUGGUCGAAAUCAUAGGGUUCUCUUGCUCAUUGUGAGUUUGUGUGUGCAUAUUUUUAUGUAUGAUUGUGUACGUAUGGGCAUAUGUGGGGUGUGAGUGAACUUUUGAUAUCUCUGUUAAUAAUCAGAUGUGUUUGCAAUCAUCAUUUCAACACUCAACCAGCUAAAGUUGUGGCCCAUCUCUUAAAGGGGAAGUUCUAAUAUUCAGUUUGUCUUAAAGGAGAAGUUGGGUUUGUUACUUCACGACUUGUGUCUUAAGCAAGUGUUUUCAUCAGCCUCUUCUGCACGACUUUCUUAGUGUAAAGCUGCACUUCAUUUAUACAGCAGAAUGAAUGAAUUUGUCAUUUAUGCAGGUUGAGGGCUUUCCAUCCUGCAUGAGUUCUGGUGAAGAAGUUUAAGCUCUUGAUUCUCCAACUUUAGCUCUGGCAAUUCUUCCAGCCCUAGCACCCUUACAAAGAUUUUUUUUUCAAAGAUGCCUACACAAGCACACAGAACAGAGAAAAAGAGUAUGAAACUGUGUUCUUUCAACUCUUAAAUGGAACGAAAUAGUGAUUGGCACACAACGGUUUUUCCUUUUUACUCCAAUUUUACUUUGCGUGUCAAAUUCUUUAUGCCCGUGUUUUGAUAUUUUUUAUAUUUUUACAUUUUGAUAUCAAAACAGAGAAAGAAAAUGACAAUUUUAUUUAUUCUUGUUUUUGAUGUUUUAUAAUUAUCAGUGCAUUGACAUGUAAAAACACUGACCUUUUCAAGACCAAAACAUGUGAAAAGGAGAGGUCAAUCCUCAUCUGUUGGCAGAUGAUGUUUGAUUUAUUUGUUUAAUGUAAUAAAAUGUAUACAUUUACAGUGUCAUUUAAAUAAGUACUACUUUGGGUCACUCUAAUGCAAUAACAGAUGAUAUCUUCAUGAAUGAUGUCUUCUAAUUCAUCUGAAGCAAAUAAAUAAGAUCUAAGUAACUAACUAGGUAAAUACAUAGCCAAUUAAAUAAAAUAGACAUUUAAAAGGGAGUAUUUUGGCUUUGUCUGUGUACAAGUUCUAAUAAAAUGCUUUAUCUUGUAAGGGAGGAAGUUAGAAGAUGGAGGCAAUCUGUCUAAACCUCUUGUGUGACUCAGACCUUUGUCACAACUCUGUCGCACCAGUGGGCAGAGCUUCAUCUGCAAGUAUAAUGGCUCAUGAAUUAAAGCUUUCUAAAAGAUUGUUUAAAGCUUCUAAAGAUUGUUCUGUUAUUUCCUUUGCCUUUCAUCUAAAUUUAUUUGCUGCUUGAUUGAUUACUUUUCAAAAGCUGGCUAAUUUAGCUUCUAUUUGCUGGUAUUUUUUCACCAAGUAGGUCAUGAACCACAAAACUGUGUUUGAGAUGUGGCCAUUAGUUCUGCAAUUAAUGUUCAGCAUGAAGCUGGACUGUUAAAACAUGCAUCAUGGCCUGUUUCAAAGCAGUGUUUACUGAAUACUGAAUUUCUGCUGAUUGCAAAGCUGAACUUGAUUUUAAUAGUUUCUGUAGUGACAAUAACAUCCAGUGGGGGGCCUUGGAACUUCAGUGAGCAUGGAACACUGAACCUCCAUGUCCAUAUUUAGAGAGAGAGUGAGACCGAAAGAAUGUGUGUGAGGGAAAUGGGACAGAGAGGGAAAGACAAACAGGGAAAGAAAUGAGAGAACCUUGCCAAAGAGGGAGGGUGAAAGGAAGAGGACAGUAAUGAAAAUUAAAGAGAAAGAAAAAAUUGUGGGGGGACGGGAGAUGGGUUGGGUGGGUAAAGUUCCUCAAACCAAGAUCCAGACAACUCCUCAUCGGGGGGAUAAUAGAAACCCCCUUUAUGAUUGAAAAAAAAAUUCUUAAAGACAAUCCGAUAUCAUUUCCUUUGUGGGAAUUGAUGUAUAUAUAUUUUUAGUUUUUUGUGAAUGAGAAGAUUUAGGGAAGCCUUGCCGAGGAUGAUUGAGGGAUAUGGAUGAAAAUGAGUCCACAUCAGAAGGUCUCAAACGGCACUGACCUUCAAUCUACCAGAAGUGGACCGGUGACCAGGCCUGUGGAUGAAAAGAAAAUGAAGUCUACAAUUCCAAGAAGAAAAACUGCUGUUAUUAAAGCUUUCAGCAAAACCAGACAAAGUGAUGAGUAUGGGGCAUGUAAUGUAUCCCAAAAUGCAGUGCUGUUGAUGGAAGCCCAUGUUCACCUUACCAACGGCUUGCAGUCAAGAGAGAGACUUCUGCUGCUUUUCACAGAUUCACUUAUCAUCACCAAAACGAAGUCUCUGUAUCUAAAGCUGAAGGCUCGUGUUAGCCUCUCAGACAUAUGGCUGGCAUCCUGUGUUCAUUACAUCACAGACAGGAAGCUCACCUCCAAGAACUCAUUUGUGAUUGGUUGGCCGACUACCAACUAUGUCGUCACUUACAGAUCAUCAGAAACAAAGGAGAGAUGGUUACAUGCUCUUCAGUGGCACACCUGCAGAGCCAGGCAAAAAGUCUUGCCAAAUGCCAUUCUUCUCUACGUCCAGCUGAUUUGCCUUCCAAAUGUCAACAGCUCAGAGACCAUUGCUGUGGCAGUGGACGUGACCACAACCGCAGAAAAUGUGGUUCAGUACAUCAUGCAGCAGUGCAAACUAUUGGGUGAAGUCUCGGACUACCAGCUGUGUGUAAACUAUGAAAAAGAAGAGGAAACAUACCCCCUUAUUGGCCAUGAGCUACCAUUCUUCAUCCUGCAUCACUCCCUGAGAAGUCAGCAAGAUCAACUGCACAUGCCCAGUGAGCCCCUGCAUGAAGCCUUUAGUUCUGGCCAGCAGACAGAGGCUCCUCCCAAGACCCCUCACUUCACCCUAAAAAACAGAACACAGUCUCCUAGAGGUGCUUUGCUGAAACAUAAAAGGAAAAGGUCUCUGAUUGAUUGGGCUCUGAGGAGGGGACACUUUAACCAAUCCGAUGGCCAGUCUGACCCACAAACUGCCUCUCACAAGCUAUUCGGUCAGCCUCUUUCCUCCAUUUGUCCUGAUGGAAAUCUGCCCAGGCCAGUAAUGGACCUGCUGUAUCUUCUGUUCUGUGAGGGUCCAGAGACCCGUGGAAUCUUCCGACGUUCAGCAAAUGCCAAAAACUGUAGGAUCCUGAAGGAGCGAAUGAAUUCUGGGCAAAGUAUUUCACUACAUGAACAAUCAGUGUUUGUCUCCGCAUCUCUAAUUACAGAGUUUUUACGCAAACUGCCUGGUGGUGUUUUGUGCUGUGAAUUAUAUGAGGACUGGAUUGAAGUGCUACAGACUGAGGAUCAACAAGACAGACUUAACAGAGUCAGAAGAUUGCUUGCACAGUUGCCAGAGGAGAAUGUCACCUUGCUGUGUCUCUUAUUUGGAGUGCUACACAAGAUACACACUCACUCGGAGGUGAAUCAGAUGACAGCAACAAACCUGGCCCUUUGCAUUGCACCCAACAUGCUCUGGAGGUCUUCCCAAAUCAGCCCUGACAAAGAGGGACAGAGUGUGUUGCGGGUCGCCGCGCUCAUCCAGUACCUGAUUGAAAACACGCCUGCCAUAUUUGGAGAUGAUCUGGAGAGUCUGUUCACCAGGCAGAUGAAUUCAGGGCAGGAAACAAGUGACUACGCAGAUGGUUCGUAUCUUCUUCAGCACUCCUCUUCGGAGGACACAGAUCAAGACUUCACCGUUUCUUCCCAACUAUUGCCUGAAGUUCAUCCUCUUAUCCUCCCUCUGGCUGCACUUUCUCUGAAAGAAAAGAGGAGACCCCAGCCCUUUCAUAUUGAUAUGUCAUCGACAGAAGGCACCUACAGCUGUGGAACACUGGAUUCCAUUUCAUCAUGUUACAGUGCUUCUGUAAGCAUGCUGGGGGUUGGGGAACUCAGCCAAUCACGCGACCGUUGCCUCUCUGAGCCUUCCAUGUAUUUUUCCACACCUCAAACUCCGGCACCGGAUCAUAGCCCUGUUAUUCGCCAAUCCAGCUAUGAUGCAGCCGUAACAGUCAGUAGAAAAGAGCAGUCACACAGUUCCUUGGGGUUAAGGCCACAACAACAAUCACACAAUUCUGGAAUGGGAACAAGACGACGCCGUUACACUUUCUGGAAGUCGCCGCAAAUCCCCACCCGCUUUCGUCAUCCUGCGCAGAGAUUGGCCAGCAUGUCAAGUCUGUCAUCUACUACCACUUCUUCCCUCAGCUCACUGGAUAGUACGUUGUCUCUCAGCUCUGCUGAUCCAAUCCCCAACCCUCAAGAUACACAGUCCCGGCCUUUUCUGUUUGGAGCUACUGCGAGACUGCGGCCUCUCACACCUGAAAUGUCCAGAAAGCAGGGUACAAGUACUUUCACUUACGAAGAGGAAGAGGAUGUUAGGAGAGAAAGAGUUCAAGAGAUGGAAGAUGAGAUAGAGAAUGAAUUUAAAGUAUCUUUUCGUGACUGUGAUGAAGAAAAAGCAGUAAAGGAUGGAGAAAGAACCGAGAAUGAGGAUGCCAUUAGCUGUGAUAUUAGCACCUUCAGUGAUAUUCAUGAGGUUAAAGGUGCAACAAGACCAUGUGUGUCAGAGUGUCUUGCUGAGACUGUGUGCAGCAUGGAGUUUAGUGUGAAUCCAUUACAUUCCUCCACCUCGUGUCAGAUAGAGCCCAAAUUUGACAUGAAUUCACAAGCAAUCUCACUGAAUCCAUGCAGUAUAUGGACAGUCCCAAAUGCGAAUCCGAUUGGCAGUGUGAUACAGGAAUCCCAGGUCACACAAAUGCUCACAAACACACCCACAAUGACACAAAAACAAUCCAAUAGCAAAGGAGAAAACUCUGUAAGUCAGCUGCAGCUGAAGCAUUCAAAUGCUCACUCAAACAUUCAUGCCUCGGGUGGGCAAAAAGUGAGCAGAAUGAAAAUCACAGUCUUUCCUUCUGCAGGAAGAGUGAUGCUAAAACAUUCAAAGGUCACGGAUAAAACCCAAAACAUCCUGGCGGAAACAGAGCAGAGAGUUGAGGGAAAAGUGCGAGAAUCUGUUCAGGUACAAAUCCCCCAGACACUGUUUUAUGGUCAUAAUGUUCCGUUAGUAUUACUUACUACACCUCCGCAGCAAACAUCAGUCCAGGUGAGGACACAUUGUACUUCUCCUAAUGAUGUGGAUGUGACAGACGCAGGCUUGAGUGCUAAAGCUAAUGUUGGCAUUGUCGCAACUGAUAUUAGCAAUGGCGUAACAACGGCACAGGAAAGUCUUACUGUUCAGAGCGUCAAAUCUGUUAGUCAUAGCAUGAGCACUGUUGAUGACCUGAACCAUCCUGGCUGUACUACUGAAACUGCUAACCCUGCUGUUAGCAUUAACAGUGGUUAUAGUGUUAACCCAAGUAUAAAGGUCUUUCAUAGCAAUGCUAAUCAGAGCGUGGCCAAUCCUAAACCUGCUAACAAAUCCUCAGGAACUUUUCGCCACACAAUCUGUAUCAAGCUCCCUGGCAACAGAGGGACAGCACAGAACAAGCCAUUACCAUAACUAAAUUUGGUGAUGUAAUACUACAUGGUGGUGAGGUAUAUGCAACAAAUGUAAUUUCAAUGCAUUUUUUUUUUUUGUAAGAACAAGCUUGGGUAUAGAGUCUGCAGUUUGUGUGCAGGAGAGCGGGGGCAUGGUGUAUUGGCAAGGCUUCUGCAGAGACACACACAGGAGGAAGUGAUUCAGUUGUGUGAAUGGAGAACACAUAUUGUUGGGUUUUAGUCUAUGCUUGUAGCCUUUUAAAGAAGAAAAAUUGAAGAAGAAAAAUCUCUGUGCACAGAAAGUGUAAAAUACAGUGUUGGUAGUAGGACAAGUUUUAUUUAUGAGUUUAAAUAAACUAUAAAUACAUUAACAUUACAAAACUGAAACCAAAAUAGACCAAAGCAAAAAAUAUUUUAACAAUGUUGAGUCUAAUGUUUUACACAAAAUGAUGGUGAUAUAAAAAAAAUGUACUGCAUAAUAGGAAUGAUGUUUGAAAAAGAUCAGUUGUUUUCAAUCCUCCUCUAAAAUAUGCUUUGGGGAAUGUUGCAGUCUAAAAAGAACUGGACUUUCAAAAUGUGGACAAAAUCAGCUGAGACAUUUCUCAAAAUAUCUUCUUUUGGGUUCUUAGCUUACAGUAUUUGGGAACAACAUGAUGCUGAGGAAAUGAUGACAGAAUUUUGUGAAUUAUAUAUAUUUAACAAUAAUUUUUAUUUUAUUUUUUUGUGUGUGCUCCAAAUAGAUAAAAAAAAAUCAAAUUAACUGAAUUUUACUAUUUAAUUUUUCAUUUUGCAUUCUUAAUUCUUGUCAGAAGUCAUAUUUGCAAAAUUUGUAUACACAUUAACUUUGUUAGCCCUAAAAUAUACAUUUUGUAAAAUCUCUCAAAUGUUCCAUGGGUCCCUAGAACCCAGUUUGAAACCCCCUGAUUUAGAGUACAUGACAAUAAAGCCAGUUUUUGAAAAUAUCAAUAAAGUCAGUCAUAAAAAAUUCCUUAAAAAAAGACAAUAAAAACAUGCAUGUGCUUCAGGCAUAAUUGGAAUCUGAUCAAUCUGAUGGUAAUCACACUUUUGAGCUAGGUAAGAUGUUAUAAGUGCUUAAGUGGAAGAAGGUAAACAGCAGACGUUACAAAGGGUUGGCGUCACUAUAGUAACAUAGCAUGUGGCAGGAGAAGGGACUUUUGUGAAGACUGCAUGAAAUGAUAUAAGGGACGUGGCGUGAUCUGCAUAAGAUGCUGUGAUAAUACCAUUAGAAGAACAUUAAGAAGGAACAAGCGGGUGGGAGGUGUUUAUAGAGAUGAGUAUGCAUAGUGUAGAUCCAGUGAAUAACAUUGGUGGAUAACUGAAUGAUGUUUUGAAUUAUCAUAUGGUUCAGAGUAAUGUUUGUUUAUGUGUAGUUGUAAUGUGCUUCUUCGAACAAGUGGUGGCAAUGGUACUUGGAUGCAUUGAUAUAUAUAUAUAUAUAUUAAGUGGAAAAUUCUAGUUAUGCAGUACCUUUUGAACUCUCUAAUCUUUAAAUGCAGUAUGUGAGUACUUCAUUUUGAUACUUUCAACUUUCUUUUAAAAAUAUACAGAUUUUUUUGUUUUUUGUUUUUAAACUGAAUGGAAUGUAUUAAUUUGGAACAACUGAACUAUCACAAAAUAUCACAGAAUCAAAUCCAUUUCUAAUAAUUAUAAUAUCUGUGCUGAGUAAAAAAAACAACAACAAUUAGCUGGAGGAAGAAAUUACUAAUAUGCACAAGAAAAUAUGUUUUAUACAUUUUAAUUUAAAUGAAGAAAAAAAAAUUUUCUUAAUAAAUUGCCAGCUUUUCAUGCUAGAAUAUUUAAAGAUAGCUUACACAAAAACGAAAAGUAUGUGAUUAUUUACUCACCCUCUUCUAGUUCCAAAUCCGUAUGACUUACUUUCUUCUGAAAAAUACAAAAUAAGAUAUCUUGAAAAAAAUGUUUCAGCCAAUUUUUUUCUUCCCAUAUAAUGAAAGUCAUGGGGCCCAGUCUUGUUUUGUAUCAGAAUGGUCAAUGAGCAAAUCCAAUUGAUAUUAUUAAUAAAAAUAUUAUUAUUUAAAAUUAUGUAAAAAUAUUUGUCCACCAAUGAAGCAUUUAAUCUUAAAUGUAUACUGUGUCUGUUUUAGAAUCUAGAAUUCUCUUGACAUUCUGUUCCAUUAUCACUUCAGGUGCAUAUUUCAAGUGAGGCUGCACUUCAGAUACAUUUUUUUUUUUUUUCUUUAUUGUCAGGUAACACUUUGGUUCAUAAAACAAACAUAGCUCUCAGGUAUGAUAUUCCUGGGCUUUAUCCCUGUCUGUAAAAACUGAUUGACAGUGAUUUCUACACAAAAGCCUUAUUGAUACAAAUGACCUUCAGCUUUUCAUAAUUUUCAUAAUGCAAGUAGAUAAAACUGACCUUUAAAUAGAGAUUUUCAUAAUACAUAUAACUCCAACUGACUUUUACAAAGAAUAGUAAAUUCUAAAUUUAACUUCCAAAUUCUGACUUUUUUCCCCAAGUUGACAUCUCACAAUUGUUUUUUAAUGAAUAAAAAGUUAAUAGGUAAUUAUGACUUUUUAUCUCACAAUUUUAAGUACCCGGGGAGCAGUUGGGGGUUCGGUGCCUUGCUCAAGGGCCUCACCUCAGUCUAAUUAUUGAGUCGGUAUUGAAGGUGGAAGAGAGCGCUGGUCAUUCACCCCCCCCACCUACAAUCCCUGCCGGUACCGAGACUCGAACCUGCAACCUUUAUAUUAUCUUAUAUAUACUGGGUUACAAGUCUGAUGCUUAGAGAUUCAGACUUGUAACCCAAUAUAUAUAUAAGAUAAUAUAUUUAAGAUAAGAUAGUAUAAUAAAUAAUAUAUUUAAUAUUUUGAAACAUUUAUUUUUAUGUGUAUGUUAAUUAUUUAUUAAAAACAGAAAAUGGCGCAUGAUGAUGUCAUAUUGCUCAUUAAGUUAAAGUCAUUUCACAUGACCAAAAACGCAUGCUCUCCUGAGUAGGUACUUAUUUUGAAUAAGUAAUUACUUUGUGGUGACUAAAAAAGUAUGUUCAGUAUCGUAUGAAUGUAAUCCGGACAUAUUGCAUUCACCAUGGAAGAAUGCAGAUCUUCUGGCAAUUGAGAGAGAUAAUCAAAAGAGCCACCAGCAUUUGGCCACCAUUUUCUUUUUGACCCACUCUCAGUCAUGUGAAUAAUUUCUCUUGGUGUUUCUGAUGAGCUCUAAAUGUCCGCAGCUGUUUCACUCAUCACACAACCUCACAAUAUUACACAUUAAAGAUGUUCUGUUGUUUACCUGUUAAAACAGUGUGCAGUCUGAGAUGUGUGUGUAUGAACACACGAGUAUAUAUUUCAAAGUGCUGGUAAUGAAUCAUUAGAUGAGACAAAUUAUAUAGCCAUGAGCUCUUGAGCUCUUCUGACAUUUAACACUGCUGCCAACUAAUGCUCAGAAGCUGUCGGUUUAAGUUCUCAUUAUGUAGUUUACUCUUGAUAUUCCUAAUCAGUCUAUAGAAACCAAAGCAACAGAAAGCAGUGGGCAGUUGUAGAGGUAACAGCAAGUAAGAAGCAAAUCGAUCUGUGCACUUUCAUUCAUAUAACAGAAUUUAUCUUUAUACACAGGUUUAUUUUCACCUAAUUCAAGACUGUUGUGUGUUCUUUUAUGGAUGGUUCAUGUUUCAAAACAGUUGUUUAAUUAAUUUUGAUUUGUUUUGUAAAUCUAAACACUUAUCACAGAAUGUAUAUUUAAGAACACAGUGUGUGCAAUUGUUAUUCGUUUAUUGUAACUGCUUUCACAGGUGGGAUGUAUAGACAAUAUCUGCUUGAUCAAACAUGUAAAAGUGAAUAAAAGCUAAAGAUCUUUUAAGAUUUUUAGAGA
Cyprinus carpio (common carp) is the source of this 10507-nucleotide messenger RNA. RefSeq names its product rho GTPase-activating protein 20-like (gene arhgap20b). The record is from RefSeq and is a predicted model, not a curated record. Lineage: Eukaryota; Metazoa; Chordata; Actinopteri; Cypriniformes; Cyprinidae. Gene Ontology annotation, biological process: regulation of Rho protein signal transduction; signal transduction. The transcript has 16 exons. Gene Ontology annotation, molecular function: GTPase activator activity. Bases 3197 to 6688 code for a protein of 1163 amino acids.